UGACAUCAUGGUGACAGACAGUGAGUGCAGUGCGUUUGUGGUGCCGUGAAGACACUGAAGAGUAGAAAUGGCCGGUGUGACGUCGACGCGGCCUUACCAUCCAACCGACGCCCCAGGUGCCCCAGAUGCCCCCAGGUACACCAGCCCGACCAUCAUGGUGCUGGGAGAAUUCGGUUCAGGUGCAGUGCAGUGGACUCAUGGUUGGGGCAAUCAGCACGCCGCUCAACAUACAAGGCAGUGCAGACGAUAUAGAUGUUCCCACGCCUACUGCCGCGCGGUCCACCUCUUCCUAUCUUGUUACACCGGCUGGAUAGAAGAGCAGGUCAUCCCUAAGCCCAUAAGCUGAGUGACGGCCGACACCGCCUCUACCUGCACCCCUGACCCUUUUUGACCUGGGGUUGACCUUGGGCUUACACCUGACCCGUCAUCCGAAAAACCACACCGCCUCCUACUGCGCCAGCGCACUGCAUUCCACCACCUCACCUCCCCCCCACCACCCCAGACCCCCAUAUCCCUUUCCUAUUGUACAGUCGACGAUAGAGAGUAGUGUCACGGUUUUCAGAAUGUUUAGCCUGGUGGCGGUAUCUGGCAACUAUACCACAGUGGCGCAUUCACUGGUGAUGUUAGUGACGCAUAUCAGUGUGUACAGUGUGUGUGUGACCGUGAAAUUAUAAUAUUGUAUAAUAUUAUAUUAUAUUAUAAUAUAAUGUAGUUAGAAAUAUACCAGAUUACAUGAAUUCAAUUUAGAAAUGCGAUAAUGAAUGUCUUCUACAUGAUGAUGAUGAUGACGACGAGGUAAAACAUCACGAACAGUCUGAAACACUUUUUCUUAUUAAACUUUGAAAAUACCGUGUGCAAUGCUGUCCUUCACAGAGGCAGGCAGUGACUAAUGCUCCUUACCAUCAAACAGCAAAUAGGCUUGAGGGUCUGUUUAGCUCGCAGCCUUAAUUCCCGUCACUAUAAAGCCUCAAAGACAAUUCAGAUCAUCAAAAAUCUAAAAUCAUUUCUCCGUGAAGAUUACGUAAUAUCUAAGUAUAAAUACGUGUGUGUGUGUGUAUGUGUGUGUGUGUGUGUGUGUGAGUUGAGUGCGAGCGCGGAAAAGCCCGCGGUCGACGGCCCCAUCAUGUGAACGUUUAUAGCCUAUUAUUACGUAUAAAUUUUUUAAUAAAGAACAAGAUCUCGGCUGUCAGGGAUUUAUUUUUUUAAGUUAAAAAACUAAAAGCUCGUGUCAAAAUGUAGCGACAGAGCCUUAAGAAAAAAUAUUUAUCAAGCGGGCACUUUUGAUAAAUAUCUAUCUUAAAAUUAUGGAGAGUGCACCACCGAUCACCACAACAGUACGAUUUCGAUAGGAUGUAAUAAUUUUCAUGUCGCUUUCUGAACGAAACUUACUAGACAAUGUGACACUACUCUCUAUAGCCGACUGUACAUUUCAAAAGUGUAUUUGUAACGUGUAUAUUUUCAGCUUUACAGCUGCUAUCAUUUAAUAAACCGUCUAUUAUUAUUAUUACACACACACACACACACACACACACACACACACACACACACACAAGCGCGCGCGCUCAAUAAAAAUAUAAAACUGGGGAAAGAGGUUUUAUGUUCACGGGCACCAUGAACACCCUCUUCUCCUCCCCCCUUUGACCUUCCACGCCACAGCCAAAUAAUUAUAACUCCCCACUCCUUGCCUGCAUCACUUCUCGCUUGAGCUUCCUAGGCUGUACAACUGGUGAGGUGAGUCAGACAUGGUUGGGGUGCAAGGCUUGACCACGGGGCCGCUGGGGGGCUGGCUGUCCACCUUCCUGCUAACGCUGUUUAUCAUUCUCCUCCUCUCUGGCAAGUUUGGAGGGCGUCCUAAGAACUUCCCGCCAGGUGAGUGGGGCUUCAGGUGGGCGGAGAAGGAUGCGACUGGGAAAAGCCUGAUGAUCCUCCCCUUCGUGGGUUCCCUGCAGUGCUUGCCGUUCGGGCCAAGCACGGAGAUGCUUCGUGGCCUCAGGAAGAAGUACGGCGACAUGGCGAGCUUCGGUAUUUUGGGCAACAGGUUAGUAUUGGUGAGCAGCGUCAAGCUCAUCAAGGAAGUGUUUAGCCUGCCGGUGACCACGCAGCGACCUGAUAUGGUCUUCACCACCACCAUGAGCGUAGUCAUGACCGCCGGAAAAUCCGCGGAAACUGGUUUAGCCGGCUCGUCAGGCCGAGAGUGGCAGGACCAGCGGCGUUUCGUGCUCCACCACCUCCGUGACCUCGGUUUCGGGAAGUCUAACUACGAGCCCAUGAUGCUGGAGGAAAUCACAGAGUUAACGGACCACCUGGCCAAGCAGGAGGGGGAGGGCAAGAAGCUGGAAAUAAAGCAUCUUUUCAACCGGUCCAUCCUCAACAUCCUCUGGGGCAUGAUCAUGGGGAAGCGCUACCCAUACGGCGACCCAAGACUGGCAAAGGUUAUGAAGGGCAUGUCUCAACUCGAGGAUUAUAACUUCCUCCAGACCCUGCAUCACAUCCCCUACAUGCUCCGUUUGUUGCCCUACCUCCCCGUCAAGACGAAGGAUGUUACAGGGAUCAAAGCUUCGUCGAAAUUCCUCAAGGAGGAAAUUAAGGCGUUACUCGCUGAUGAGGACCUCAGGAACGGUAAUAAUUUGACGGCCAUUUACGUGAGGGAGAUUGAGAAGAAUGAAAGUCCGAGCUUUAACAUGGACCAGCUGGCGGGACUGAUCUUCGACAUGUUCGCGGCCGGCCAGGAGACCGUCUCAGGAACCCUCUGCAUGGGCGUGUACCUGAUAGCCAAACACCCGCACGUGCAGCGCCGCCUACAGGAGGAGCUGGACGACGUGGUGGGCACGGACAACCUCCCUUCAAUGCUUGACGUGGAACGGUUGCCUUACCUCCAAGCCACCGUAUAUGAGACUCAGAGAUUACUCAAUCUCGUCAAGUAUUCCCUGGCACACAUGGCAGGCGAGGACUGCCAGCUGGGCGGCUACGACAUCCCAAAAGGAACGUGGCUGCUGCCUAACCUGGAUGAUGCCCAUACAAGCCCCGAGUACUGGAAGAAACCCCAGGAGUUUGAUCCUCAGAACUUCCUUGAUGAAAAUGGAAAGUUCAAGAAUAACGAAGCCUUCAUUCCGUUUGGAGUGGGUAGGCGCGUGUGUAUUGGGGCAUCGUUUGCCAAGAUGGAACUGCUACUGUUCGUCAGUCACCUGUUCCAAAGGUUCACCGUCACCGUGGUGGAGGAAAUGACACCGUUCAGCGAAGACAAUCCAUCGUUUAACACCCCGCCAAACUACACAGUCAGCGUCAAGUGCCGAUCCCAGAAAGACGCCGCUCUUCGUCGAGUGACCGAUUUAGUCGGCGCCGAUAAAGUCGGUCUGUCGGGACCCUCUUCAUCAGCCGCUACCCGAUAAAGCUCCAUGGUCCAACGGUCACGGUCCUCCAAGUAAAAUCAACCCCACCACCUUCCCUUAUUAUUGAGAAGAAUGAAUCACUGCCUGCGAUGUUGAGAUUCCUGCGGUUCAAGGUAAAGUGAUUUUUUUUACCAUAAUAUCAGUUUUCAUUGGUAGUUUGCUGUAAGUAGAAUGCAUGCAGCUAUUAUUUUUCCAACUCGUUAUUACUGCUCGUCCAGCCAGUUACCAAAAGGCACUAGUCUUUAUACUUUAGCUUUCAAAUUUUACAAAGCAAUUUGCUAGCACCUUUACUCCAAAUAUGAAACGACAAGGAAAAUUGCAAACCAGUUUUCCGGUUGCAUCAUCAAAAAGGUAUCCAACGAGUAAACAAAAAAAUCACGUUUCAAAUAUUUAUUGCAUAAGAGACGGUCGAGGUUUACAUGGGUGAGUUUUGCGUGUGCGCGUAGUGUUCUGGAUCCUGGUGGAACGAGCUUGUGUGGGGACUUGAGUGUUAAUUAGCGUGUGUGUGUGUGUGUGUGUGUUUGCUGAGGAUUAUGUAAGCAUUUUUUUAAUGAUGCUGUUCGAUGGUAAAAAAAUGUAUGAGAAUGUGAACACGUGAAUGAAUGGAGAAUUAAGUACACAUAUACAGGCAUAAAUAACACAGACAACAAAAACAUGUCAGUCCUCGUCGACAGACCGACUUUUUCGGCUCGGCUGACGUCAGCCGAUAGAGUCGGUCUGUUGACACCUUGCUACGGGCCGCCAUUGGCAAAGGCCCUUGAUCGCCC
Molecule: messenger RNA, 4156 nt
Organism: Eriocheir sinensis (Chinese mitten crab)
Lineage: Eukaryota; Metazoa; Arthropoda; Malacostraca; Decapoda; Varunidae
Product: cytochrome P450 2L1-like
Exons: 11
Coding region: 1743-3389 (548 amino acids)
Biological process (GO): xenobiotic metabolic process
Cellular component (GO): intracellular membrane-bounded organelle; cytoplasm
Molecular function (GO): iron ion binding; oxidoreductase activity, acting on paired donors, with incorporation or reduction of molecular oxygen, reduced flavin or flavoprotein as one donor, and incorporation of one atom of oxygen; heme binding
Source: RefSeq, a predicted model, not a curated record